GAGUGCCAGGCUGGGCCACGAGACACAGGACACAAUUUCUUGCCAGGGUCCUGGUAGCUUCCUCUUCAACAGCCACUUCCGUGUGGCCGGGGCCCCAGGGGCAGGAGCUGCUGCCCGUUGCCCAGGCCACCCUCCACCCCCAAUUGGGAGCCCUGCCCCCCUGGGGCCGGGCCAAGCCCAGCAGCUGGCUGGGAUCCCAUGGGGGACUGGUAGGGCACAGGUCUUGGGGGAUAGAGGUGACCGGGCCAGUGCCCUGGGGCUCUGGCCAUGAAGUCUCGGCAGAAAGGAAAGAAGAAGGGCAGCGCAAAGGAGCGGGUUUUUGGGUGCGACUUGCAGGAGCACCUGCAGCACUCAGGCCAGGAGGUGCCCCAGGUGCUAAAGAGCUGUGCAGAAUUUGUGGAGGAGUAUGGAGUGGUGGAUGGGAUCUACCGCCUCUCAGGGGUCUCCUCCAACAUCCAGAAGCUUCGGCAGGAAUUUGAGUCAGAGCGGAAGCCAGACCUGCGUCGGGAUGUUUACCUCCAAGACAUUCACUGCGUCUCCUCCCUGUGCAAGGCCUAUUUCAGAGAACUGCCGGAUCCCCUGCUCACUUACCGGCUCUAUGACAAGUUUGCUGAGGCUGUAGGAGUGCAAUUGGAACCUGAGCGCUUGGUCAAGAUCCUAGAGGUGCUUCGGGAACUCCCUGUCCCAAACUACAGGACCCUGGAGUUCCUCAUGAGGCACUUGGUACACAUGGCCUCAUUCAGUGCCCAGACCAACAUGCAUGCUCGCAACCUGGCCAUCGUGUGGGCUCCCAACCUGCUGAGGUCUAAGGACAUAGAGGCCUCAGGCUUCAAUGGGACAGCGGCCUUCAUGGAGGUGCGGGUACAAUCCAUCGUCGUGGAGUUCAUCCUCACACACGUGGACCAGCUCUUUGGGGGUGCUGCCCUCUCUGGUGGUGAGGUGGAGAGUGGGUGGCGAUCGCUUCCAGGGACCCGGGCAUCAGGCAGCCCCGAGGACCUUAUGCCCAGGCCACUGCCUUAUCACCUGCCUAGCAUACUGCAGGCUGGCGAUGGACCCCCACAGAUGCGGCCCUACCAUACUAUCAUCGAGAUUGCAGAGCACAAGAGGAAGGGGUCUUUGAAGGUCAGGAAGUGGAGGUCUAUCUUCAAUUUAGGUCGCUCUGGCCAUGAGACUAAGCGUAAACUUCCACGGGGGGCUGAGGACAGGGAGGAUAAAUCCAACAAGGGGACACUGCGGCCAGCCAAAAGCAUGGACUCACUGAGUGCUGCAGCUGGGGCCAGUGAUGAGCCAGAGGGGCUGGUGGGGCCCAGCAGCCCCCGGCCAAGCCCAUUGCUGCCUGAGAGCUUGGAGAACGAUUCUAUAGAGGCAGCAGAGGGUGAACAGGAGCCUGAGGCAGAAGCACUGGGUGGCACAAACUCUGAACCAGGCACACCACGAGCUGGGCGGUCAGCCAUCCGGGCUGGGGGCAGCAGCCGUGCAGAACGCUGUGCUGGUGUCCACAUCUCAGACCCCUACAAUGUCAACCUCCCGCUACACAUCACCUCUAUCCUCAGUGUGCCCCCGAACAUCAUCUCUAACGUUUCCUUGGCCAGGCUCACCCGUGGCCUUGAGUGCCCUGCUCUACAGCACCGGCCAAGCCCUGCCUCUGGCCCUGGCCCUGGCCCUGGCCUUGGCCCUGGCCCCCCAGAUGAAAAGUUGGAAGCAAGUCCAGCCUCAAGUCCCCUGGCAGACUCAGGCCCAGACGACUUGGCUCCUGCCCUGGAGGACUCGCUGUCCCAGGAGGUGCAGGACUCCUUCUCCUUCCUAGAGGACUCAAGCAGCUCAGAACCUGAGUGGGUGGGGGCAGAGGAUGGGGAGGUGGCCCAGGCAGAAGCAGCAGGAGCAGCCUUCUCCCCUGGGGAGGACGACCCUGGGAUGGGCUACCUGGAGGAGCUCCUGGGAGUUGGGCCUCAGGUGGAGGAGUUCUCUGUGGAGCCACCCCUGGAUGACCUGUCUCUGGAUGAGGCACAGUUUGUCUUGGCCCCCAGCUGCUGUUCCCUGGACUCCGCUGGCCCCAGGCCUGAAGUUGAGGAGGAAAAUGGGGAGGAAGUUUUCCUGAGUGCCUAUGAUGACCUAAGUCCCCUUCUGGGACCUAAACCCCCAAUCUGGAAGGGUUCAGGGAGUCUGGAGGGAGAGGCAGCAGGAUGUGGAAGGCAGGCUCUGGGACAGGGUGGGGAAGAGCAGGCAUGCUGGGAAGUUGGGGAGGACAAGCAGGCUGAGCCUGGAGGCAGGCUAGACAUCAGGGAAGAGGCAGAGGGAAGUCCAGAGACCAAGGUGGAGGCUGGAAAGGCCAGUGAGGAUAGAGGGGAGGCUGGGGGAAGCCAAGAGACAAAAGUCAGAUUGAGAGAAGGGAGUAGGGAAGAGACAGAGGCCAAGGAAGAGAAGUCCAAAGGUCAGAAGAAGGCUGACAGUAUGGAGGCUAAAGGUGUGGAGGAACCAGGAGGAGAUGAGUAUACAGAUGAGAAGGAAAAAGAAAUUGAGAGAGAAGAGGAUGAACAAAGAGAGGAAGCCCAGGUAGAAGCUGGAAGGGACCUAGAGCAAGGGGCCCAGGAAGAUCAAGUUGCUGAGGAGAAAUGGGAAGUUGUACAGAAACAAGAGGCUGAGGGAGUCAGAGAGGAUGAGGACAAAGGACAGAGGGAGAAGGGGUACCAUGAAGCAAGAAAAGACCAAGGAGAUGGUGAAGACAGCAGAAGCCCAGAAGCAGCAACUGAAGGAGGAGCAGGGGAGGUCAGCAAGGAACGGGAGAGUGGGGAUGGAGAGGCUGAGGGAGACCAGAGGGCUGGAGGGUACUAUUUAGAAGAGGACACCCUCUCUGAAGGUUCAGGUGUAGCGUCCCUGGAGGUUGACUGUGCCAAAGAGGGCAAUCCUCACUCUUCUGAGAUGGAAGAGGUAGCCCCACAGCCACCUCAGCCAGAGGAGAUGGAGCCUGAGGGGCAGCCCAGUCCAGACGGCUGUCUAUGCCCCUGUUCUCUUGGCCUGGGUGGCGUGGGCAUGCGUCUAGCUUCCACUCUGGUUCAGGUCCAACAGGUCCGCUCUGUGCCUGUGGUGCCCCCCAAGCCACAGUUUGCCAAGAUGCCCAGUGCAAUGUGUAGCAAGAUUCAUGUGGCACCUGCAAAUCCAUGCCCGAGGCCUGGCCGGCUUGAUGGGACUCCUGGAGAAAGGGCUUGGGGGUCCCGAGCUUCUCGAUCCUCUUGGAGGAAUGGGGGUAGUCUUUCCUUUGAUGCUGCUGUGGCCCUAGCCCGGGACCGCCAAAGGACUGAGGCUCAAGGAGUUCGGCGAACCCAGACCUGUACUGAGGGUGGGGAUUACUGCCUCAUCCCCAGAACCUCCCCUUGUAGCAUGAUCUCUGCCCAUUCUCCUCGGCCCCUUAGCUGCCUGGAGCUCCCAUCUGAAGGUGCAGAAGGGUCUGGAUCCCGGAGUCGUCUUAGUCUGCCCCCCAGAGAACCCCAGGUUCCUGACCCCCUGUUGUCCUCUCAGCGCAGGUCAUAUGCAUUUGAAACACAGGCUAACCCUGGGAAAGGUGAAGGACUGUGAUUAGGACCACAGCCCUGGGCAAAGGGGACCAGCAAGUUGUCUUGAAUCUCCAGGGUUCCUGACUAGCUGUCUCCUCUGCAGCAUGAGCAGCUGUAGUGCCCAACUCUAUAGGCUUUGGCCCUCCAGCUUCUCUCUUUGACUGUGGGAGGCACUGCCUUGGUUGGUUUACCUGAACUUGUCUCCGACACAAAGCACUUAUCUCUUAGGAGAUUCCCAAGAAAGUCAACAAGAUCUUGUUCCCAGGGAGUGGGUCAUUGGCCAAAGGGAACAUAAGGUAGGCAGAAAACUUAAAAGAGUUUGUUAAAGUGAAGACUGGAGAAAUUCCUCCCUUCCUCUGAGCUGUGAAUCUCUCUUCAUGAAAGCCAAAGGUAGAGACAGGGAGGACAGGGCCAGGUUAGGGCCUUCCACACACAAACACUUCUAGAGUUGCCCAUUCCUGUUAUGUUCUUGGACCCUAAGAUACCUCCUGUCCCUUUUAAAUCCAGAUUAAGAGAAACGUCCAGGAAGAGCUCUUUGAAGCCCUCAAUAUUUGUUGGAGGGACUGGACUCCUCUCCAGCUCCCCACCCUCUGCCUCCAGUCACCAUGUGCAAGAGAGGUCCUGUACAGAUCUCUCUGGGCUCUCCUUUCUCCUUUGGAAUAACUUGUUCCUAUUUCAGGAAAGGGAAAUGGUGUCACUCAGGCCCUGGGACUGCUUCUCCAGCCAGGCUGGGGCCACAGGUCCCACUCUAGUGAAGGUCAAUGUCUCAGAAUAAAAGCUGUAUUUUUACA
Homo sapiens (human) is the source of this 4342-nucleotide messenger RNA. It is a transcript of the gene ARHGAP30, whose product is annotated as Rho GTPase activating protein 30. The record is from RefSeq and is marked validated. Bases 268 to 3573 code for a protein of 1101 amino acids. Lineage: Eukaryota; Metazoa; Chordata; Mammalia; Primates; Hominidae. Gene Ontology annotation, biological process: signal transduction. The transcript has 12 exons. Gene Ontology annotation, cellular component: cytoplasmic vesicle.